CUUGGUGGGUAUGAUCCAAUACAAAAAACUUAUCGAGCUCCGAGUUUGUCGGCCCAUCUCGGCACUUCUCUUAGACAGGUUUGCGAAUUACUUAUAAGUUUAAUCCAGAGGCAAAAAUGGGAAAUGAAUGGUAUGGACCCGAAAGCUAAAAUCGAAAUGGUGGAAUGUUUCAAAAAUUUGAUUGUCACUCAAUGGACAACAGAGAUAAGUAGUUUGGCGUUUAAAAAUCUUGCCGAGAAAAAAUGGAACAAACCUACUAUUUUACCGUUAACUCAAGACAUUUUGAAAUUCAAAAACCACGUUAGUCAGGUUGCGAAUCAAGCAGUUGCGUCUCUGAAAGCUGACCCGAACAAUAUACGCUGACAAGCAACAAUAUAAAAAAUUGGUGAAUGCAGCACUUACCCUGACAAUCCUGUAUAAUCGAAGGCGUAUAGGCGACGUUCAGUAUACGGAAUUAGGAACAUAUCUCAGCAAUCAAUCCUCAUGCAUAAACCAAGAAGAAUGUAUGAAUGCUCAUCUGAGAAAAUUCUGACCCAACAUUAUACAAGAGUAGUAAACUGGGGGGAAAGGCAGCAGAGAGUGAUUCUGUUCCCUCAGCAUCUCCAAGAUCUUAUGCACGUUCUCAUUGAUAUCCGACUGAAAACGCAUCUGGUUCCUGAGGAUAAUAAAUAUUUAUUCGCACAUCAUGGAAGUCAACGCUGGGUAAGAAGUGAUUUAGUGAUUCGUCAAUUUGCUCAGAAAUGUAAAAUACAAAACCCUGAGCAUAUGUCUUCCAACAAGCUGCGGAAACAGAUCGCCACUGUUAUGCAAAUUCUAAAUCUGAAACCCGAUGAAACCGACCAGUUCGCCCAAUUCAUGGGUCACACAGUGAAAACUCAUGAAGAAUUUUACAAAUUACCGCAGGAUGUUUAUCGGACUGCGAAAGUAUCAAAAUUAUUGAUACUUAUGGAUAAGGGAGAAGGUCAUAAACACCAAGGAAAAUCGUUGAGCGAAAUUUAUAUUGAUCCAGAAAUCGAGGUUCCAGUGUCUGAAGGUUCUGAGGAUGAAGAGUCUCCUGGAGCAAAAAUCCACAUAUCAACUACCAAUUUGAUUCCUGAGUGUUCAAAUCCGUCCACGUCGGAUGCGCCAACAGCUCAUGCUCCCAAAUUGAGUGGCAGGAGUGCAUGGACACCUCAACAAAUUGCAGUGGUUAAGAAUCACUUCAAACAACACAUCAAAAAUAAAAAAGCUUCCAAGAAACUGGAGUGUGAGGAGCUGAUAAAGAAACAUCCAACUUUACUCGGGAAUAAAGAUUGGGUUCGAGUUAAAAUUUACGUUUAUAACUCAUAUCGUGAUAAGUAAUGAUUUUCUUGAGGAGGCCUUCGUAUGUGCAUACAAAUCUGUGACAAUCACUCUAUGGAUUCUCCUCGUAAUAUGACGAUUAUCGAUUGAGGUGGAAUUUAUUAUAUAACGAUUAGCGAUUGAGGUGGAAUUUAUUAUAUAACAUGUGCACAUUCAUUGAACAUGAAUUAUCUGGGAAUCUAUCGAUGUCUGGAAAUCGUUGACUAAUUGAAUGUUAUUAACUUUGACGAAUUUUUAUACACUUAUCUAUAUUCGAAUGACGUUAUUUCAUGGGUGAUAUAAGAUAUUUCAUGGAAGGAGAAAUUUUAUGAGCAACAAUGACAUCAUUUUCUAAUGGGAAAAAAGGAGAGUGAGAAUUCAUUCAUAAUUCCCUGGUUUUGAGGGGAAAAAAACAAAUUGCAGACAUUUUAUGUUGGGAGUUCAUUCAAGCAAAUUGAAGAAAACUUUAUUCAGUCACAAAAAAAACUAUUGAUAUGUCCAUCAAUAAUCGUUUAUGCCCAAGAUAUUUGAAUGUAGCAAAAACUUAAUUUUUCAAUGAGACACAAGCUUCUGAGAAUUUAUUGUUUAUUAUCCAGGAAACCAUCAUGUUUGUAAGAAAAAAUCGCAAGACAGUUCAGGUUGGACAUGUCAGCUGACAAAAUAUUGUAUACAAUUUCUUUUGUUAAAUUGUUGAUAAUUGAUAUUGCGGAAAGCAAAAAUUUAACAAGAUUUAUUUUACGAAUUCACUUUGCACCUGUAAAUAUUUUGAUGGGGCGUUUCCCCAAGUUUGCUCAUUCUUCCAAGAAAAUUUCUACCCUCUUUGUAUUUUACAUGAUUUUCUAAAUGAGUAUUACGAAAAAUUUUCCGAAGUAAGGAAGAAGAAAGAACCAUCUUCUCGAAUCUAAAGAAAACAUGAUUGCCAUAAGAAAACACUAUCCUCGUGUCAUUUUUCUAAUACGGGCUUCAAGUUAGAUGCGAAAUAUUUGAGUCAUUGUUGAGUGGGAAUUAUUUUGGUCAUUAUCUACAGAAAUGUGUUAAGAGCCUUUUCCUGUCACAACCUUAUGUAUCAUUCUCGUUUAGUUCGAAAGGAAGAUGGGGUUUAGGCUAAAAGUCUAGGU
Messenger RNA from Diachasma alloeum, 2438 nucleotides. RefSeq lists its product as uncharacterized. Lineage: Eukaryota; Metazoa; Arthropoda; Insecta; Hymenoptera; Braconidae. The record is from RefSeq and is a predicted model, not a curated record. The transcript has 3 exons. The coding region runs from base 484 to 1341 and encodes 285 amino acids.